Molecule: messenger RNA, 1803 nt
Organism: Effrenium voratum
Lineage: Eukaryota; Dinophyceae; Suessiales; Symbiodiniaceae
Source: the annotation of a GenBank genome assembly
CCCUUGCUGGGUAAGGACACAUCUUUGAGGGGGCGUUGGGGUCCCUGAUUUCAUAUGCGCCCUGCUCGCCCUGCUCGCCCUGCUCGCCCUGCUCGCCGGCGGCCAGAUGAGAGACCAUGUGGAUGAUGCUGCGGAUCAGGUCUUUUCACCCCGAGACUUCGUCAGAGACCAUCUGAUAGCGUUGAUGAUUGGGCUCUACAUCGUCGGCUGGCUCGUUGGCCUGGCGCUGGGUGUCCGGACUGCUCAGCAGAAGCAUGCUGUGGCAGAUGCCAUCGAGCUAAUGGCGAAGAGCGAAGAAGAGGCCGAGAAUGAAGCCAAGCAGGCAACGAUCGACGAUCGCGCUGAGUUGGCGGCCCUGAAUGACUUUCAGCGUGUCUUUCGCAAAGACUUCGCCAUUGAGAUGUGGGCCAUCGCAUGUUUGUAUAUCCCCUUUCUGCAGCCGCUGGCCAAUGGCUUCAUCAUAGCAAAGUACUACUGUGAGCGGCGUUUUAGCGCAAUGGGCAGCGUGGCUGGCAUCCCUACGGGCAUUUGGCUCUUUGGACUUCUACUGAUCUCGAUUGUCUAUGUGAACUAUUUACUGCACCAGGUGCUGUACGACGAGUUUCGAGGAAAACGCCCGAGCUUCGACAGGGAACACUGGACACAGAUCCUUUCGGCCCCUCUCUGCUCGCAAUCCCUGUGGCUGGCAGGUUUUGCAAUGCAGAUGCACAACAAGCUUGUGUUGGGAGCAGUGAACCAUUACAAGCGAAGGCUCCGCAAAGCGUUGCCGCGCAAUGCCGAAGAGAUUCUUUCACAGAUCAGUGGUGAGGUCACGGAGUCAAGUCAGGCGACUGAAGGCAAUCGGACACGUCUUGAUCCCGUGGACAAGCAACGCAUGCAAUCGGCGCUGUGGGCGGCUCUCUACUUUGCCAUCUUGAUGGGCUCGUUUUGGAAGAGCGGACCGACCGGUCAAAUCGACCACAAUGUCGUGACAGGGACAGGGAGUUUCUGUCUGUCUCUGAUCGGUGCUGCGGGGAUCUAUAACUUGCUUUGCACAGUUCUCCCUGCCAUCGAAGCGGUGGAAGAAAACAAGACCUACUUGGAGCGUUUCAAGGGCAAAACGCUUGAAGGAGAUUCGGACCAGUCUGAGAUCUCCUUUGAUCGAACAGAUGGCCUGGAUCAUGGCACCUGGUGGGCCAUGUGGCAAUUCGUCCAUGCCGACAGCACAGAUGAGCAAUUGAUCCUCGAUGGAUUGAUUACGUUGACUGGCGUCUACUUGGCCUUUGACACAAUCAGCUUGGUUUUGCUUUGGUAUCUCGGCUUGAACGAUCUGCCAGUGAUGUGUCUUGGUGUCGUGUCUGUGCUGGGACACGGAGUUCUCUUUGUCACACUGUGCGAUGUGUGCAUCAACUUGAACCGCAUCUGCGACGAGAUCGUGGAUGCCUUUGACCACAACAUCCGAAAGGAGCUCAAGAGCAAGAAGCCAUUGUCUGAGAUCACCCAGAAGGUGGCCAUUUGGAGCCAAUGGCAGCAGCAACUUGUGAAGGAGGGCCCCAUCCACACGCUCGCCGGCCUGCCGAUGACACGCCAGCUCCGCAACCGGAUUUUAUUGUCCCUGCUGUCACCCAUCAUCAUCAAAGCCCUCGCAUGGGUCUACAACAAGCGACAGUUUGUUCUGGGUAUCAUAGGUGACCGGGAUCCGGACGCAGCUGACACUGAUAUAGACAAUAGCACUGAGAUGGCAAGGCCAGCGUUUUGACUAGCCGACUAACGUGCAGGAAGCGCAAAGCGCGAAGCGUGCACAGAGGAAAAUUGGCGGCUUGC